This is a messenger RNA of Scylla paramamosain (green mud crab), 1555 nucleotides long. RefSeq names its product multiple epidermal growth factor-like domains protein 6. The record is from RefSeq and is a predicted model, not a curated record. The coding region runs from base 743 to 1501 and encodes 252 amino acids. Gene Ontology annotation, molecular function: calcium ion binding. Lineage: Eukaryota; Metazoa; Arthropoda; Malacostraca; Decapoda; Portunidae. The transcript has 10 exons.
GUAACAUGUACUUGUUAUAAGCAAUUCUAAGUGACCAUUACUUUCCCGUUCAUUCCCAUUCAUUGAAGCAUUUCAGUGUUGAGACGCAAAGGUAGUGUAAGUGUUGAGGCAGCGGUGGUAGUGGCCCCUUGACCUCGCAGCGAGGCAGGAAGGGGAGGCGAGGGACACCAGCAGUGACUGGCCUGAAGGCGCCUUGCGUCCCGCCUCCUCUGUGCGACCCUCUCCCUUGAUUGCCUUCAUGCAUCAAUCGCAGCAUGACUUGUGCUCCUCCUCUUCAGUCUCACUUAACUACCACCUUCAUAUUCUAGACACCGCUGAAUGUUGGCAAGCUUUACAUUUAUUAUUUUUGCUUCUUUUUAUUUUCUUAUUUGAUCUUGUUAUAUAUGUAAUGGUGUUUGUUCGUUUUAUUUUGUUGCAGCUGUUGUGCAUAUUUAACAUUCUCAGCGUUUGAAGUGUGUUCUGUUUUCAGUGUUGUUUUCCAUGUAUCCAUGUGUUCUUGCUUGGAGGAAUUUGACACGUUUUAUUUAUGACAUUUCGUGUUUUUGUUCAGUAUUUAUUCUUUCCUCUUUUGUUCAUGUGUAUGUUGUUAACUCAUGCAGUAAAUGAUUUCUGGUGGUUCUGUUUAUGAUGCUUCAUUUUUAGCUCUUUUUAGAAUAGUGAAGCUGCAUCACUUUUUUAUGUGGAUGUUUUGAUAUUUUCAGGAAAGGAUGGCAGGUGGUGCCGCGGUGAACACUCCCAACACAUGCAGGAGGAAAGAAAGGAUGGCAGGUGGUGCCGCGGUGAACACUCUCAACACAUGCAGGAGGAAAGAAAGGAUGGGAGGUGGUGCCGCGGUGAACACUCCCAACACAUGCAGGAGGAAAGAAAGGAUGGCAGGUGGUGCCGCGGUGAACACUCCCAACACAUGCAGGAGGAAAGAAAGGAUGGCAGGUGGUGCCGCGGUGAACACUCCCAACACAUGCAGGAGGAAAGAAAGGAUGGCAGGUGGUGCCGCGGUGAACACUCCCAACACAUGCAGGAGGAAAACCGCGACGAGUGUCAGGUGAACAAUGGCGGAUGCGAACACUCCUGCAAGAACACCGUGGGCUCCUUCAUGUGUUGCUGCAGCCCGGGGUACAGACUGAGGCGUGACGGCCGCACGUGUCAAGAUGUGAAUGAGUGUGAGUUUCACAACGGCGGAUGCUCUCACGAAUGUGCCAACACUGUGGGCUCCUACCGCUCUCUCUGUGGUCCCGGGAGCCGCCUGAUGCCCGACGGACGCACCUGUGUUGCUUCGCCCUCUUGUGCCACGAGACGCAGGCCUAACAUGGCGUGUCGUCUUGCAGGUGAGGCUUCGUGUGGCGUGAGGAAUGGCGGCUGUGACCACUACUGCGACGACACCGCGGGCAGGCCAAAGUGCUCCUGCCGGCCCGGGUACAUACUUGGCCAAGACGGACGGCGAUGCGAGGCGGCGGAUCCCUGCGUGGUGGAUAACGGUGGCUGUCAACACAUCUGCCUAUAAGAGCAGGGCCGUGCACGCUGCACAUGUCAAAGAGGGUUUACUUUGGCUAACGAC